Telopea speciosissima is the source of this 354-nucleotide messenger RNA. RefSeq lists its product as uncharacterized. The record is from RefSeq and is a predicted model, not a curated record. NCBI's taxonomy places the organism in Eukaryota, Viridiplantae, Streptophyta, Magnoliopsida, Proteales, Proteaceae. The coding region runs from base 1 to 354 and encodes 117 amino acids. The transcript has a single exon.
AUGAUAGAGCAUAGUUGUCAACUGGUGGUUGUGGUUUAUGUCGAUGACAUAAUUUUUGGUGGACAUAGUGAUGUGGUGUGUAAGCAAUUUGCAGAGAGGAUGAAGACCGAAUUUGAGAUGUCCAUAUUAGGAGAGCUAUCCUACUUUUUGGGUUUGCAGGUGAACCAGAAGAAAAAUGGCAUCUUCAUUUCACAGGUGAAAUAUGCAAAGGAGAUGUUGAAAAAAUUCAACAUGGAGGACAGUAAACCGGUGGGUACCCCAAUGGUUGUAGGAUGCAAGCUGAGUUCAACAGAUGAAUCACCUCUGGUGGAUCAGACUUUAUACAGGUUAAUGAUAGGCAGUCUACUGUAUUAG